UGACAGGUGAGAGGUAAACAAGUUGAAAGGUCGUGUUAGCAAAACGGUAAGGCGGCUACACGUUUGCUGCAGUCACACGAAGUAAAGGCAGUUAAAGAAAGCGAGUUUUCCGGGUGUGAAUAACUCGCGAGAAACGUAUCGGUUGGGGAAAGUUUCAACAGGCGUCGGCUUCGAGGACCAGUAACGCCGAGACGCGUCGCUUUUGCUCGUUAGCUAACGGCAGCGAGCUGCUAGCUGGCUGGCUUAAGUUGCGAUGUCGCAACCAAGUGCUCGGAUUUACUGGAGCUAACAGAGCUAGCUCACCUAACUGACAUUCACUUUGAUUCUGGAGGAAAAACAAAAAGAUGGCUGUGUCGGUGCGAGGCCUGUACUUUGUGGUGACCCUGUUUUUGGGUAGUUUCUUUGGAAGUGUCUUCAUGCUGGGUCCAGUGUUGCCUCUCAUGCUGCUGUCUCCUGCUUGGUACCGCUGGAUCACCGAUCGCAUCGUCGCUACCUGGCUCACCCUGCCUGUGUCGUUGCUGGAGCUGGUAUUUGGGGUGAAGGUGGUGAUAACGGGCGAUGGCUUCAUUCCGGGUGAGCGAAGUGUGAUCAUCAUGAACCACCGCACCCGACUGGACUGGAUGUUUCUUUGGUGUUGUCUGCUCAGGUACAGCUACCUUCGUCUGGAGAAGAUCUGCCUCAAGGCUGCGCUGAAGGCCGUGCCUGGCUUUGGCUGGGCGAUGCAGAUGGCCUGCUUUGUCUUCAUUCAGCGUCGUUGGGAGGAGGACAAGAAGCACUUGGCGAACAUGCUGGACUACUUCUGCGACAUCAGAGAACCCCUGCAGCUGCUGCUGUUCCCGGAGGGCACAGACCUCACCGAAAAUACAAAAGCAACGAGUGAUGUGUUCGCUGCCCAGAACAACCUGCCGAAAUUCGAGUAUGUGCUGCAUCCCCGCAGCACUGGAUUCACCUUCAUUGUGGACAGACUACGAAAAGGAGAUAACCUGGAUGCUGUCCAUGAUAUUACUGUGGCAUACCCCAAGAACAUCCCUCAGACAGAACGACACCUCAUCCUGGGACAUUUCCCCCGUGAGAUCCACUUCCACGUCCGCCGCUUCCCUGUGGCUUCCCUGCCCCCCUCCUCCGACCUGGAGUCUUGGUGUCGAGAGCGCUGGGUUGAGAAAGAAAGCCGACUGCGGGACUUCUACUCAGGCCAGCACCGGGGCUUUGAUAGGGACGGUGUUGUACUUGUGCCACCUUGUAAGACGGAGCUGCGAGUGUCUCUGAUCAAAGCUGCCUCACUGCUGUACUGGAGCAGUUUCAUUGCUCUGUGCUUCACUGGCCUGUGGCUGUGGGCUCCGUUCAGGAUCUACUUCCUGGUCAUGGUUGGAGUAUUUAUGGCCCAGCAGAAGUUGAUUGGCGGGCUGGAGCUGCUGGAGUUGGCCUGCCAUAAAUACUGGAAGGCCAUGGCUGCCUCCGUGGAUGAGAAGAGUAAGGCGCAAGAUAGGAAGAUGCAGUGAGAAUGGAAGAUAAGGUUGACUGGACACUGAUAUGUUUCCACCUAUGCUCAGCAAAGAUACUGAGGACUCAGUUGUCUUGGCCUGUUCAGUCCAGAGGGCAAGAGGAUCCUUAUGAGGGACCCAAUGCUCCAUGCCUUAGAAAAGGGAGUAAUGAGUUAACUUCCUUACGGUAUGCAUAGCUUCAGUGGAGAGAGCUUCACUUUCCGUCCAAGAAGAAUAAGAGGAAUGUUAUUUACGUGUAUCUUUGUUGGAUUCAAGGAAUUCAUACACAUACUGUGUCAUACUUGCUCAUUGUAGGUCUCUCCUCAUAUGAACUCUGUUGUUUAGCUUGCUCUUGGUGCAUUUUAUUAGAUCAUGUUGUUGGUGUUUUAUUAUAGUUGUUUGUUCAGAACCUCUGUGUGCACAUGCAUCAUGAAACAAUGCUGUUAGUAUUUGUUAUACUGUUGCCAUGUCUUUGAAACUGGUUUUAUUAUAUGCUAUGUUGCCCUUGGUUUUAUAUCCGUGUCAUAAAUUAUGGAGCAGAGCCAUAGUACAGACCACCUGCACAUAUGAUAAGUUGUCUCUCACCAAUAUUCAAAUCAGCACUGCAAUUAGCAUGAUUAGACUGACGGGGCUAGUUAAAUGAAUCGGUUUCAAUUAGUAGUCCCUGACAAGGAAAGAAAAGGUUUGAUGUAAUUGCCAGAGAAUUACAAAGGAAUAUACAGGUAUAUAUGUGUACCAUUGUUUACCUGUUUUGGGUCUAAUUACCCUUUUCUACAAAUUGGGGAAUGAAGUUUUCCCUGUUAGUCAUUAUAGAUAAUGUGUGUGAUGAUGUUUAUAACUGUAAAUGUCUUGAAACGUAAACUAUGUUAUUCUCUUUGUUUGCGCAAGUAGCUUUUGCACAUAAAAGCCAAAGGUAAGAAAAGCAGACGUGGUUUUAAAAAAAAACAACAAACAGAAUGUAGUCUAUGUUGUUAGGAAAGGAGACCCUCGCCCACUACGGGCAAGGUUACCCACAGCUCCGCCGAGGUAACGCUUGUAGUCAUCAACUCAUCAAGAUCAAAGGUCUGACGGAUCUUAUGUCUGUAGAAGCAGAUGAGCUUUGUGCCCUUUCUGGGAAUUAAGAAAUGCCUUUUAGAGGCAGGAUGUGGGUGGUUGUGCUGGGGUGGAAGAAUGUCCUGUUGGGACAACAUUGCCCCUCCAUGUGCAGGGUGGCAUAGAGGACCAGACUUGGAGUGGAAAACUGGCCAUGAACUCAA
Messenger RNA from Cyclopterus lumpus (lumpfish), 2737 nucleotides. It is a transcript of the gene lclat1, whose product is annotated as lysocardiolipin acyltransferase 1. Gene Ontology annotation, cellular component: endomembrane system. Lineage: Eukaryota; Metazoa; Chordata; Actinopteri; Perciformes; Cyclopteridae. The transcript is spliced from 6 exons. Bases 345 to 1499 code for a protein of 384 amino acids. Gene Ontology annotation, molecular function: acyltransferase activity. The record is from RefSeq and is a predicted model, not a curated record.